Molecule: messenger RNA, 1593 nt
Organism: Mycotypha africana
Lineage: Eukaryota; Fungi; Mucoromycota; Mucoromycetes; Mucorales; Mycotyphaceae
Exons: 5
Coding region: 1-1593 (530 amino acids)
Source: RefSeq, a predicted model, not a curated record
AUGUCCAAAUUUUCAGAUGAUGCAUUUGAAUACAUAGCGCCAAUCAUUUGUAUUGGAUCCAUUGUUCUUAUGCCUUUGGGCCCACUCUUCUUUCCGCGUAUUUGGAUUUUAUCAUUGGCUUUUUAUUUUGCUAUUUUCCUGUCAACCCAGUGUAACCAUCUUCUAACAUUUCACAAGACAGCUCAGAGGAUUAAAGAAACGAUCGUACAACAUAGGAAAAGAGCGGCUUUCGAGAACGAUUAUUUGAUUCAUGCCUUUGUUAUACCCAAUUAUUCAGAACCUGAGGUGUUAAUCAAAGAUACUAUUAGACGUAUUGCAUUACAUAAAAACGCACGUACCAACUAUGCCAUCAUUUUAGCCAUGGAAGCUUCUGAAGUCAACCAUAGAUCCAAAGCUGAAAACUUGAAAGAAUACUUCAAAGAACAAUUUUUCCGCUUCAUUGUUACCAAUCAUCCUUCUGAUCUCCCUGGUGAGGCAAGAGGCAAAGGUUCAAAUAUCAGUUAUGCUGCACGUAAAGGUUGUGCUGAACUUAUGGAAAGUGGAAUUAAAAAGGAUAGAAUUUUGAUUACCAUUGCUGAUUCCGAUUCACAUAUUCCAGAACUUUAUGUUUCAGAGGUGACUAAAGCCUUCAAUCGCUCAGAGGAUCCUUAUUAUCAAGUUUAUGCACCACCAAUUUUUUUUGGCCGAAAUUGCUUUAAUGUCCCUGCCGCUGUCAGAGUAACUGAUAUCACUUGGUCUGCUAUGAUCAUGUCCAAUCUUAGCGGUGGACGUGGCAUUGGUUUCCCUUGUUCUACUUAUACAGUCAGCUGCAAACUAGCCGAUCAAGUAGGCUAUUGGGACACAGAUGCCGAUGCUGUUGGAGAAGACAUGCAUAUGUUUUUGAAAUGUAUCUUCAAAACCAAAGGACGCACCCGUUUAACACCCAUUUUCGUCCCUAUCAACUUAACCGAUGUAGAAACACCAGCAGAAGAAGGCUAUUUCGCUAAUUUGAUGGCUCGAUUUGUUCAAGCGAAACGUCACUAUAAUGGCGUUGCAGAUGUUGCCUACACGUUGCGUCUGGCUUUGGGAUUACCCACCUUUUGUGUUGAUGCCAAUAGCAGAGGACGUAGUUCAUCAUCGUGGUUGAUAGAUAAAAUUAUCAUUGUUCUGAAAGUAUUAGAAACUCAUUUCAUUCCGGUAACGUCUGGCUGGCUUAUGUUCCUUGGUGUGCCUAUUAUGCAAUUCAUUUUAUUUCCUCCUCGAGAAUACGGCAUAGGACCUUUUGUUGAUGACGCUGCGAAUCCAAUUCUUUACUCUAGCUUUUACUCUCACCUUUGGGAUUCACUAAAAAUUACCACUAUCUUACUUCCCUUCCCUCUUUUCGGUACUCUUUAUGUUUAUGAAAAAUUGCAUCGAUUUGUCGAUAUAGAAUUCUUAGGAAAGACCAAGAAUGAAACCCGUACUUGGAAGAAUUAUUUUGAUUACGUUAGUAUGCCUAUGGCAGCAUGGAUGUUCAUGACAUUACCCUCUAAUAUUGCUUCUGUGAAACGUCUCUUCAAGGCACGGGACCAAUAUGUCGUGGCGGAAAAAUCGUUUAUGGAAACACGGGUGUAG